CCGGAUAUAAGGAGCAGGAUUUCCGCUUUCGCCCCUUUCCGGCGGUGACGGCCUUCCCACGAGAACAUGCCUCUCGCAAAGGAUCUCCUUCAUCCCUCUCCAGAAGAGGAGAAGAGGAAACACAAGAAGAAGCGCCUGGUGCAGAGCCCAAAUUCCUACUUCAUGGAUGUGAAAUGCCCAGGCUGCUAUAAAAUCACCACGGUGUUUAGCCAUGCACAAACAGUAGUUUUGUGUGUUGGUUGCUCUACUGUCCUCUGCCAGCCUACAGGAGGAAAAGCAAGGCUUACAGAAGGAUGUUCCUUCAGAAGGAAGCAGCACUAAGUAUCCUGCUUGAAUGAAUGGGAAACCAUCCCAAUAAACUAAACACAUUUUGGAUAUA
Lemur catta (Ring-tailed lemur) is the source of this 379-nucleotide messenger RNA. It is a transcript of the gene RPS27, whose product is annotated as ribosomal protein S27. The record is from RefSeq and is a predicted model, not a curated record. The transcript is spliced from 4 exons. Bases 67 to 321 code for a protein of 84 amino acids. Gene Ontology annotation, molecular function: structural constituent of ribosome; RNA binding. NCBI's taxonomy places the organism in Eukaryota, Metazoa, Chordata, Mammalia, Primates, Lemuridae. Gene Ontology annotation, biological process: ribosomal small subunit assembly; translation. Gene Ontology annotation, cellular component: ribosome; cytosolic small ribosomal subunit.